Messenger RNA from Cuscuta europaea, 1261 nucleotides. Lineage: Eukaryota; Viridiplantae; Streptophyta; Magnoliopsida; Solanales; Convolvulaceae. The record is from the annotation of a GenBank genome assembly.
CGAAAUACAGAAUAGGGUAUGAACGACGUUUUUCUCCCUUCUCACUCAAAAUGAUAUCUGCGUUGAGACUUAUGCGAGAGUUAGGGUUUGCUUAAGUUAGCAUCCUUUUAUACAUAAGGAUGUCUAACGUAAGGCUUACAAGUGGGCUAAUGGGCUAAAAUACAUUUGUGGCCCAUAUUACACAUUGAGCUAAUAACUACACAAAUACAAAGAUAUUUAAUUGGAUUGGACACCAUAAAACUGAAGCUGAAAGGUGGGUCCCCAAGAUCAGACCCACCAAGCCUGAAACUGAAAGAUGAGUCCCCAAAUCAGACCCACCAAAACUAAAACCGAAAGGUGAGUUCCCAUGAAUAGACCCACCAAGACUAAAACAGCUAAGUGGGCUCCAAAACCAAGACCCACCGCAAAAGCCGCCACUGCUGUUUUAGAUGAGAAGGCACGAUCAGCUUCAAGAAUGCUUCAGUCUUUCAGUCCAUGGGAUUUUCGGUCAUGGCAGGCCCUUCGCCAACGGUUCUGGAAUAAAAAUUGGCCGCACGCUUUAACCCCAACAUUCGGAGAGGGGGAAGAAGCCAUUGCUUUGCGAUGCUAUUGCCGUCGAGCGCCAAGAAGAGGUGUCGGUCUUCAUCCGGUGGGGCAUGCAGAUUCAGGUCAUGUUGCGUGGCCAUUAACGGCGAUACUUGAAGUUGAGCCCCAGCAACCGAAGGAGCAAACUGCUUGUCGCGCUUAGGGGUUUCCUUGAGUUGCGAUGGCGACCAGCGCGGCGACGGAGUGGCCCUGAGCGGAGCUUGGAGAGGGUCGUUGUGACAGAGGUGAAGGAGCGAGCUGCUUGUUUCCGGACCAGGCUUCAACUUGGCUGCUUCCUCCGGUCAGCCGAGUCCCAGCUUCGAGCUUGGCAUCGACCUGCACGGCUACGACGGCCAUGAGCCGGAGCAACAACAACGAUGAUAUCUCCAACCACGGCCACAUCCAGGGUAAUGCCAAGGAAGCCUGAAGCAACGGUGGUGGGGUUCUGCGGAUAGUGCUCGCCGGCAGCUACUGUUGAGAUCUGGAAACUUCCAUAUCCGAAAUCGGUCCUGCUGCGCGCACCCCAUUCAUACUUGGUGCACCCAUCUUUCACCAUGCUCUGACAAUUUUAUCCUUGUGUUAAUUUUUUGUUACGUGAAUACGUAGUAAUAAGCAACGACGCCAAACAGCCCAAGCUUAUAACUUUUUCAAUUGAUCCACUCAACUUUAAAUUUUUUUUCCUACCAAAUGAAAAUUG